Daktulosphaira vitifoliae (grape phylloxera) is the source of this 2368-nucleotide messenger RNA. Its product is annotated as raf homolog serine/threonine-protein kinase Raf. Bases 331 to 2271 code for a protein of 646 amino acids. Gene Ontology annotation, biological process: protein phosphorylation; signal transduction. Lineage: Eukaryota; Metazoa; Arthropoda; Insecta; Hemiptera; Phylloxeridae. The record is from RefSeq and is a predicted model, not a curated record. Gene Ontology annotation, molecular function: ATP binding; protein kinase activity. The transcript has 3 exons.
GAUUGUAAUUUUGUUUAGAACUUUUAUGUUUUCAAUAGGCUAUUGAAUUUUUAAUAUUAUUAUUUUUAGUGUUAUUAUGGAACGUAGUAAGCAGAUUAUUUUACUGUGAUAUUUAUUUUUACCUUUUAUUUAGAUAUGCCGUAGUUUAUUGUAAAUUGUAAACAUAAUUUGCUGAUAUUAUAACAUCAUCGCGAUACUAUCAAUAAUGGUGUCUCUCAUGUAUAGGUGGGACACCUAGACAGUUUAAUAUUAUGGACUUGAAACUCUAGCACAGGUAGGCCUCUGCAAUCUAGCGAGCUACCCUGCCUGGACCGAGAUAUCUUGGACAUUAUGUCGUUUGACUUUGAGGAGAUCAACUCGCUGCGUCAUGAACUGCAGAAUGUCAGAGAAGUAAUGCGUCUAACCAAGUGCAACAUUGAAGCACUUAAUGGCACAUUUGCUUCAUUUGAUCAUCCACCAGCAAUUUAUUUGACUGAGUAUCGAGAACUCACUGUGAAGCUACAUGAAUUAGAAGCCAAAGAACAACAACUACUGGACCAGGUUGACCAUCCUAGGGAGCAUCGUAAGACAGGCAGGGCCGAUAAGCCAUCUACGCCGUCUGUGAGGGUAAUUAGAGCAUAUUUACCUAAUAAGCAACGUACUACCAUUGAGGUUAAACAUGGGGAAACAUUACAUAUGGCCUUAGAAAAACGUUUACAGCAUAGAAAAAUACCAAUGAAUGUCUGUGUUGUCUAUAGACAUGGCACUGAUCAUCAAAUACCAUGGGAUACUCAAACAUCAGCUAUAGAAUAUGAUGAAAUUCAAGUAAAAAUGUGCUGGUUACCUAUCCAAGCUUCAUUUACUCAUGAUUUUUCUAAACGUACUUCUUUUACCACUUGUGAUCAUUGUCGUCAAUUGUUAUUUCAGGGUUAUCACUGUCGUUCAUGUGGAUUUAAAUUCCAUGAAAGGUGUUCAAUGGGUGUGCCGGUUUUAUGUAUUCCAACUAGAGAUUUAAAUAAUAGUAAUAGUGGAAGCCAUUCAAUUUAUCAAAAUUCAGCAGGUAUAUUGCAAUUAUCAUCUGAUUAUCAAUCCUCUAGACGUAGAGUACUCGGUCAUGGUGAAAGAUCAAGUUCUGAACCUAAUGUAUGUCGUAAUAUGGUAAACAUGAAUUGGGAUGAUAUAGCUGAGCUAAAACGCAGAUCACAAGCACCAUUAGGUGUUCCUCAAGGGUUCUUACCACAUAGCCAAAGUGCUCAAGCAUCACCUACUAAUGUACUAAAGCCAAGACCUCGAGCCAAAAGUGCAGAUGAAAGUGCUACUAAAAAACUACUUAGAGAUACUGGGCCUCAAGAGUCACUUGAAGAUUGGGAAAUUCCAGAAACAGAUAUUCAAAUGGGUGAUUGUAUAGGUUCAGGCUCAUUUGGUACUGUAUAUAAAGCUAAUUGGCAUGGCCCAGUUGCAAUAAAAGCUCUUAAAGUUAAACAACCAACUGCUGCACAAUUACAAGCUUUCAAAAACGAAGUAUCAGUUUUAAAGAAAACACGCCAUGUUAAUGUGUUAUUGUUUAUGGGUGUCAUUCGUAAACCAAAUUUAGCUAUUGUAACUCAGUGGUGUGAGGGAUCAAGUCUAUACCGUUGCUUGCAUGUACUUGAAAAAAAAUUUGAAACUAUGCAAUUAAUUUCAAUUACUGGUCAAACAGCUAUAGGUAUGAACUAUUUGCAUUCAAAGAGUAUAAUUCACAGAGAUUUAAAAAGCAAUAAUAUAUUUUUCAAUGAUUCUGUUGUUAAAAUUGGAGAUUUUGGUCUUGCGACUAUUAAAUCAAAAUGGUCUGGUGGCCAACAAUAUCAUCAACCAUCUGGAUCAAUAUUAUGGAUGGCACCAGAAGUCAUUCGAAUGCAAGUAGAUAAUCCUUACAGCUUUCAAUCGGAUGUAUAUGCGUAUGGUGUAGUGCUAUAUGAAUUGCUAUCAGGUCAAUUACCUUAUACUGAAAUUAACAAUAAAGACCAAAUUAUAUUUAUGGUUGGUAGAGGUUAUUUAAGACCUGAUCAAAAAAAAGUGAGAGCUGAUGCACCAGCAGAACUUCGUAAAUUAAUGGAGAAUUGUAUCAAAUUUGACAGAGAAGACAGACCUAAAUUUAAAGAUAUAGCCAUAUCUAUUCAAAGUAUAAUUCAUGCUAUGCCAAAGUUACAACGAACUACAUCUGAACCUACAUUAUCUCGGUCUAAUUGGAGUGAUGACUAUUUGUACCCUUCAGAAGCUAACAGUUAUAGAGGAGCUGCUGGUUUUAUUUAAAAUACAUGUAACUGUAAAAUUUAUUUUUACUCUUAUGAUUUAUAAUUUAUACAUUUUAUUUUGUUAAAUACAAUUGACCAAAGGACGAUAUUGCAUA